Drosophila miranda is the source of this 2042-nucleotide messenger RNA. RefSeq names its product forkhead box protein P1 (gene FoxP). Gene Ontology annotation, molecular function: DNA-binding transcription factor activity, RNA polymerase II-specific; RNA polymerase II cis-regulatory region sequence-specific DNA binding. Gene Ontology annotation, cellular component: nucleus. Bases 318 to 1871 code for a protein of 517 amino acids. Gene Ontology annotation, biological process: regulation of transcription by RNA polymerase II. The transcript is spliced from 8 exons. The record is from RefSeq and is a predicted model, not a curated record. Lineage: Eukaryota; Metazoa; Arthropoda; Insecta; Diptera; Drosophilidae.
UUAUAUACAUAUGCAUACAUAUGUAUACUAUACUUUUGGCCGGAGCUUCAAGAUUAUAGGAGUAAUUAGAUUCGAUUAGAUGUAAAUACGUACAUAUGUGCAUAUGUAUGUAUGUAUAUAACAGUUAGAAGGAAGCAGAUUGCAGUCUGACAAUUGAAUAGGAUUGUAUUAUUAUUAGAGACAAUCGUCCCUCUGUCUCACACACACUUACCCUCGUCCAGAGAGAGAAAGAGAGAGUAAAAUAUGACUUAGUACGGACCAUGAUGCAAUUAUACUAGGUGGUCUCGAGUGAAAGGCACAUUGUAUAAUUAUCAAAUAUGCUCCGGAUACUUGAUGAGGAUUUUUCUAAAGACAUUAAAGAUUCUGGUCAUGAGGGAGUAGUUCAACAAGAGGAGCAAGAAGAUAAAGAGAGAAGAUACCAUAUUUCUCUCACGGAUAUUUGCACUGACAACCUUAAAAAUACUAGCUUUCAACAAUCUGGAUUUUUAAACAAUACAAUAUCAUUUGCUUCUCAUAUCGUAAAGUGUAGCUCUCCAAUUUCGAGCUUUGAUGAAUCAAUAUCUACUGGUCCACUCGGAACACAUUCACGAAUGCAUAUAUCCCAAGGUCAACACACAAUAAACCCGAUUUCGGAACAUAGCUUUUACAAUGUGCCUGAAUAUAUUUCGGAGCAAGAAAAGAAUAUUUUUUCAGAUUCGGAGCGGUUCUUAAGGUCAAAAAAUAAAGAUGUAUGCAGUAAUGAGAAUGACUAUGUGCAUGAUGAAUUUACCAUGCGGAAAUACUAUCACCCUCUCUUUGCACACGGAGUUUGCCGGUGGCCUGGUUGUGAAAUGGACUUAGAAGAUAUAACAUCAUUUGUAAAGCAUCUUAAUUCGGAACAUGGAUUGGAUGAUCGGUCAACUGCUCAAGCUCGUGUACAAAUGCAAGUUGUUUCUCAAUUGGAAUCUCACCUACAAAAAGAAAGAGAUCGGUUGCAAGCUAUGAUGCACCACUUGUAUCUGUCUAAGCAACUUUUAUCGCCAACAAAGGCGGAUCGAAAGGAUAUAUCCGGAAAAGAUGGAAAUUAUUGCAGAAUGACCAGUCCACUUACAAUGAAUAGUUUAGGACGCACAAUUCGACAAUCAAAUUCUCCGAGCUCCAUUAAUCUACCCAUGGUUAAUUCAACAAACUUGUGCACAAUCAAGAAAAGAAGUAUGGAUAAAACAGCGUUUUCAAUAAAUGGUGGCUUGCCAUAUAUGCUAGAGAGAGCUGGGCUUGAUGUACAACAAGAAAUACAACGAAAUAGGGAAUUCUACAAGAAUGCUGAUGUACGACCUCCUUUUACUUAUGCGUCUCUCAUAAGACAGGCCAUCAUUGAUUCUCCAGACAAACAGCUAACACUGAAUGAAAUAUAUAAUUGGUUUCAAAAUACUUUUUGUUACUUUCGUCGUAACGCAGCUACUUGGAAGAAUGCGAUACGUACCAAUCUAUCGCUUCACAAAUGUUUUGUGCGAUAUGAAGAUGACUUCGGCUCUUUUUGGAUGGUCGACGAUAAUGAGUUUGUUAAGAGGCGACACUUAUCGCGAGGACGACCCCGGAAAUAUGAGCCGUCGUCUUCGCCUAGUUCGUGCCAAUCUGGCAAUGGCUUGUCUACUGACAAAAAUCACUGCGAUAACUGCCCUCAGAGUUUGUCAAAUCAUACCGGCAGUUCCGAAACUGAUAUCAACCAAUUAAGCAGUCUACCGUUUUGUGGAAUUGAUGCUUUAAGUAAAACUUCAACACGUUUUACAAGUAUUGAUACGGUCGUAACUGAUAAUAGCCAUAUAAAUAUGGAAGAUUAUUUACCCAAAAUAUAUGAGAGUAACGCCAUUGUGGCUAAUCGAUCAAGUUAAAUAUACAUACUUAAAUGCAUUUUCAUCUCAAAACUGUAAGGUUCGGGUUCGGAAAUGAUAACUGAAUUUUUUUUGUAUACUUCCGAAUUCCGUUUAGAGAACAACUGUUUUAGAUUAUUAAAAUUAAAAGUAAAUUACGUUAACACUAAUUUAAAAUAACAAAUUAUUUCU